This is a messenger RNA of Paralichthys olivaceus (Japanese flounder), 2049 nucleotides long. It is a transcript of the gene dpep1, whose product is annotated as dipeptidase 1. NCBI's taxonomy places the organism in Eukaryota, Metazoa, Chordata, Actinopteri, Pleuronectiformes, Paralichthyidae. The record is from RefSeq and is a predicted model, not a curated record. Gene Ontology annotation, biological process: proteolysis. Gene Ontology annotation, molecular function: metallodipeptidase activity.
GUCAAAUGGAAACAGACAGAAGACUGUGGUGAGAAUUCAAAAGCUUAAAGACCAGAAACCGGCAGAUGAAAGAGAAAUUUUCUCCAGCAGCAGUUUAGUAGAGUCAGGAUUGUACAGAAGAGAGAAAACAAUAGAUAAUAAGUCAAAUCUAAUCUAAAGUUUGUGGAGACAAAGAAAAAGAAAAGUAUUCAAGGGUGUGUAUAAGUUUGAGCAAUGUUGUCCAGGGUUAUCUCAGCUGUACAUCUGAUGGUGUGGAUCAGUUCUUGUGCCCUCGCUGAGGACCUGUACUUGACCAGAGCUCUAAAGCUGAUGUCUGAGACGCCACUUAUCGACGGCCAUAACGACCUGCCAUGGCAACUUCUAAAGCAAUUCAACAAUGAGCUCAACAAAGUGGAUCUCAACAACCUCAAAACAACACACACCAACAUCCCCAAGAUCAAAGCGGGACGGCUGGGCGCACAGUUCUGGUCAGCCUACGUUCCCUGUGAGACUCAGUACAAAGAUGCUGUCAGACAAACACUGGAGCAGAUAGAUGUGGUUCACAGGAUUUGCCAAAAAUACCCAGAAACCUUCAUGUUCGCCACCAGUAGCAAAGAAAUCAUGGACGCCUUCAACAUGAACAAGACAGCCAGUCUGAUCGGGGUGGAGGGGGGUCAUUCUUUAGACAGCAGUCUGGGCACCCUCCGUGUCAUGUACCAGCUGGGGGUCCGCUACCUGACUCUCACACACUCCUGUAACACACCAUGGGCUGAUAACUGGCGUGUUGACACUGGAUCAGAGCCAUCUCAACACAAUGGCCUGUCCCCAUUCGGCAAGCGACUGAUAGUGGAGAUGAACCGGCUGGGAAUGCUGAUUGACCUGGCUCAUGUGACUGUUGCAGUCAUGAACCAGGUGCUAGAUAUGUCUAGAGCUCCCGUUAUCUUCAGCCACUCCUCUGCCUACAGCGUCUGUCCACAUAAGAGGAACGUCCCUGAUGAUGUUCUCAAGAGAGUCAAUCAAACCAGAGGAAUCGUCAUGGUGAACUUCUACAACGACUAUGUGACCUGCAGCAAGACCGCGAAGGUCUCGGAUGUCGCUGAUCACUUUGACCAUAUCAAGAAAGUGGCAGGGGCGGGAAUCAUCGGAUUUGGGGGAGAUUACGAUGGAGUUACCAGAUUACCAGAGGGUUUGGAGGAUGUGUCCAAGGUCCCCAAUCUGGUGGCUGAACUGCUGAGAAGAGGAUGGACCGAUGAAGAGGUUAAAGCUGCUCUGGGAAAUAAUCUGCUCCGUGUCAUGAGAGAGGUCGAGAAGGUCCGUGACAGUCUGAGUGAUGCGAGUCCAGAUGAUGUUCCUAUUCCAUAUGAGGAGGUGAAGAACCCGUGCAGGACGAGCUUCGUGUUCUCCAGUGCCGGAGCCGUCCACUCCAUCAAUGCUCUGGCCCUGCUGCUCACACUGGCUCUGCAGGCUCUCCUCACAGUGUAAAUGAUUGAGUCCGUUUGUCCAUGUAUACAUGUGCAAUCAGAAACACUGAAACGCUGCAGGUUAAAUUGGGUUCAACAGCUUGUUUCUUUUUCUCGAUUUUUUAAUGGACUUCAAUAGGUUUGAUUCAGUUACACUAGUGUCACAGUUAUCAUGAAUACAAAACAGAAAUGAUCACUUCAAGUUGAACUUGAUCAGGCCUGAGAAAAACUCUCAUCUGUAUUCAUGAAACCAUCAAAAGAUGAUCAGGACAUGAAGACAAAAACACACAAAAAAACAGUCCUCAACACCAGCAUGUCCCUAUUUCUAGGAGAAGCGCUCUAUCUAGUGGUUUGAGAGGGUAAUACAUCCGAGAGUUUACACCUUUUAAAAACAUGACAUUUUUUAAUUCCAACGGUUUUCACAUCAAAAUCAUAUUUUGGACAAAUAAACAUAAGAUAAUUCAAAAAUGUAAAAUUCGUUUUUAACUAUAUGAAUCAAACAAAUGUUGUUUGCACACUGAAAGUGAAUUAUUGUAAAAUAAAUUGUAAAAACACAAUAAUAUCUCCUGAAGGCUGAGGCAGUAGUAUGUUUUUACACACACACACACAC